UCGUAGUGUAAAUCUCCGGAGCUCCGUGUCUGCAGCAGUGACCUGAAAGCCGUGGCUGAACUUCAGGAGCGUCUUCAGACUCCGGGGCUCAACUGAAGAGGCUCCGCAGUUGCUUGGAGACGCCGGGUUUGUUGACAGCGGCGCCAGGCUGUGCGCUGCAAAGCCAGCCAUGGCUUCCGAGGUGCAGGUGGAAAUUGUGGGUCUGAUGAAAGAGCCUAGUUUUCAGAUCGCCAAGUGCAUAGCAGAGGGUCUGAAGCAGAAGUUUCCCUCUUCGUUCUCCGAACCCGUGCUUCGUCCAUUACUGGAGUGUGCCUGGUAUGAAUAUUUAAAUAAUAAGAAAAAGCAACUUAAAGGGGAGGUGUGGCAGUUUUCGUCCAGUCUGAUGUGCUUCCUGAACGGCACGCUUCUCGGAGAUGAGAAAGAUCUGAAAAGCUGGGCAGAAGAACAAUGGGAUUUCAGCUUCGUCCGGCCGCGGGCUCUGUACCUCGCUCUGACAGAAGACUUCUAUUCCAAACACCUGAUUAACACGAAGCACACAUUUGUAUUCAUGGACAUUGCAAUCGAAGGAAACGCUGUAGGGAGGUUAUUAUUUGAGCUUUUUUCAGAUCUGUGUCCAAAGACUAGCAAGAAUUUUAAAGAGCUUUGUACAGGAGGGGCAGGUUUAUCUCCAAGAAAUGUUCAGUUAACUUACAAGGGAUCCAUAUUCCAUCGAGUGGUCUCCAAUGGCUGGAUUCAAGGUGGAGACAUUUCACCAGGUAGUAAAGGAAAUGGUGGACAGUCCAUUUAUGGGCCAACCUUUGAAGAUGAAAGCUUUGCGGUCUCUCACAGUAAAAGAGGGAUACUGGGGAUGGCCAACAAAGGACCCCACACAAACGGGUCUCAGUUCUUUAUUACACUGCAGCCAGCCACCUGGAUGGACAGAAAAUAUGUUGCUUUUGGGCAGGUGAUUGAGGGCACAGAGGUCCUGGAAAAGCUAGAAGCUGUCCCCACCUUCAAUGAGAGACCCAAGCAGGAAUGUAAAGUAGUGGAUUGUGGUGUAUUUCUACCUUGAUGUAAAUCUUGUAUGCCAUUUUAUUUUUCUGAGUAACUGGGCAUCAUUUGCAGAAUUUCUAAUUUACAUUUUUCAUUCUUUGUUCAUAAUUGCCAUAAUUGCAUACACAGGAAAUAAAGACAUUUUGAUAAGA
This is a messenger RNA of Lepisosteus oculatus (spotted gar), 1184 nucleotides long. It is a transcript of the gene ppil6, whose product is annotated as peptidylprolyl isomerase (cyclophilin)-like 6. Gene Ontology annotation, molecular function: peptidyl-prolyl cis-trans isomerase activity. NCBI's taxonomy places the organism in Eukaryota, Metazoa, Chordata, Actinopteri, Semionotiformes, Lepisosteidae. The record is from RefSeq and is a predicted model, not a curated record. Gene Ontology annotation, biological process: protein peptidyl-prolyl isomerization.